GGGCGGCCUGUGGUCAUUCCACAUACACAGAAGAGCAAUUCCCCACCGGGUAGGGUACAGAAAGUGGAGGGUAAGGAGCACAGGGAUACAGCGCCAAGGGCAAGGCCCCCAGAGAAGGCCAGAGAGUGGGAGAUCGGUGCCAGUUGGUGGGAAAGAUCUAAUGGGUCAGCGGGAGCUGCGGCCGGCAGAGAGGCCCCUGGAGGAGGAGGGGGUGGGGUGGCGUGCAGGCGGAGGUAAUUCAGGCUGAAGCAGUCAGGGAGACUUCUUUGAGGAAGGAGGGUAUCGGGGAGGCCUCCUUGGAGGAGCAAGAGGGUUGUCAGGAGGCUCCUGGAGGCGGCGGGGCUCCAAGACGCUGCCUCACCUGGGGCCCGGCCGCCGCGCUUUGGGGCACCGCCUCGGCCAACGUAGGCCGGGCACAGCUCGCCAGUACCACGAACCCGGAUGGGUCGCCGGGCGCGGCCUCCACCAAGGCCGCCUUCACAGAUGUGGUGCCCAGGUCAAUGCCGAGAGUGACCGACCGUACAGCCAUGGCGGUGGGGACGCGCGCUGCUAGCUCCUGGGGCCAAAGUGCCUCCUCCCGUACCCUGCACCCAGGACCCAAGAGCCUAGUCGGGGCCUCGCCUGACAGUCCUUCAGCCACACUCAACAUGGCGGCUUCUCAUCUUCCCAUUGGCCGAGACCCGCGCACUCCUCACGGUGGGCCCUGGCUAUAGGCGAACAGGCGGUGGAAGGCGGGACCUAGAGACCCUGCCCCUCAAGGUAAGAGUCCCGGGACAAUGGAGCGCUGCCCCAAACCCGCUUACCAAUGUAGCGGUUCGCAGACAGGCGCUGGAAACUCGGAGAAACUGUCCCUAAAAGUGGCUUCAUCCAUCCUCACACCUGAUCUCCCAUCCCUGCCAAGGCGCCGGCGUCCCUCCUCCCCGCCCCAAUCCUGCCCAAUUAUCGGGAUGAGAGGUGUGUGAACUGCAACUCCCACAACGCACCGCGCUGAGAGCUCUGUACUCCACGAAUCAGGUGGCUCGGGUCAGGUGACUUCUGUCCCGCCCCACACAAAGUAAAGCCGGCCGAGGGAAGCGAGUCCAGUUUGAAGCGGCUCCUGCGUCUCGUGUGGUCAGUCUCGUAAGCGCAGAGGAUCUCAGUUCACAUUCCAGUCCUGUGGAAUGAGAGAGGAGCCAGUUAGGCCUGAUAUCUGCAUCUGAGAGGAAAACCAGACUGUAACCUUGGAACAAAGUGAAUCCUGAACUUGACACAGGCAGUUCUUUGAAAUCAAGGAACAUGAUAAGGAGUUGGCUCAUUUUUAUCCUCUUUCCUCUGAAGCUUAUAGAGAAAUGUGAGUCGACAGUCAACUUCACGGUUCCUCCUACUGUGAAGCUGGAAAAUGGAAGCUCAGCCAACGUGAGCGUCACCCUCCGGCAUCCUUUAAAUGCAACCUUGGUGAUCACUUUUCAAAUCACAUUUUGUUCAAAAAAUGUUACUAUCGUUGAGCUCCCUGAUGAAGUUGUGAUACUUCCUGGAGUGACAGAUUCCUCUUUUCAAGUGACAUCUCAAGAUGUUGGACAACUUACCGUUUACCUGCACGGAAAUAAUUCCAACCAGACCGGCCCAAGGAUUCGCUUCUUGGUGAUCCACAGCAACGUCAUUAGCAUCAUAAACCAGGUGAUAGGCUGGAUUUACUUUGUGGCCUGGUCCAUCUCCUUCUACCCUCAGGUGAUCACAAACUGGAGGAGGAAAAGUGUCAUUGGUCUGAGCUUCGACUUCGUGGCCCUGAACCUAACAGGCUUCGUGGCCUAUAGCGUAUUCAACAUUGGCCUCCUCUGGGUGCCCUACAUCAAGGAGCAGUUUCUCCUCCGGUACCCCAAUGGCGUGAACCCCGUGGACAGUAACGACGUGUUCUUCAGCCUGCACGCCGUCACCCUCACCCUGGUUGUCAUGGUGCAGUGCUUUCUGUAUGAGCGCGGCAGCCAGCAUGUGUCCCAGCUGGCCCUUGGCUUCCUGGCGCUCUCCUGGCUCUUCGCAUUCACCACCAUGAUUGUGGCCGCGGUUGGGGUAACCACGUGGCUGCAGUUCCUCUUCUGCUUCUCCUACAUCAAGCUUGCAGUGACUCUGGUCAAGUAUUUUCCACAGGCCUAUAUGAACUUUUACUACAAAAGCACUGAGGGCUGGAGCAUUGGCAAUGUGCUUCUGGACUUCACUGGGGGCAGCUUCAGCCUCCUCCAGAUGUUCCUCCUGUCCUACAACAACGACCAGUGGACACUGAUAUUUGGAGACCCAACCAAGUUUGGACUCGGCAUCUUCUCCAUCUUCUUCGAUAUUGUCUUCUUCAUCCAGCACUUCUGCUUAUACAGAAAGAAACCAGGGCUUCAGGCAUCCCACACAGGUUCUGACAGCCUUUCCAGGCAGGACUGGGCGCUGAGCUUGGAGCCAAAGGCCUGGCCCCAAGCAGCCAGUGUUUCUGGGAGCAGCUUGAAGGACUGACCUUGUAGCUGUGAGAGCCAAGGGCGCUUUCCUGCCACUGAUGUGUUCCCAGAGACCACGCAGCCAGGUGUGGUGGCCGGGGGACUCAGAGGUGCUGGUGUCAGUGUCAGAGGGGCUGCGACCUUGGGGUUCAGCCUUGGGGUCCCUUCUCUGAAGGCCACAUUCUCUGAGCACUUCCCUUCCUGACAUUCAUCCUUCAGAACUGUAAUCAUAGGUGGCCCCAACCAAGUUCUGGUAAAAAAAAAAAAAACUAUUUCUGAGCCUUGAGGCGCCCAACAGAUUAGUUCUGAUCUGGGCUCAUGGCUAAUACUCCUUGUAUCUUUAUCACGCUAUCCCCUUUGGGUUUUUUGGAGGAAUGUUUUAGAAGUACCUUAAUUUCUUCACCUUCUGCCUACCUCCACUUUCCCAGAGUUGGGGGCCCCAUGGGAGCCCCUGCAGCUGCUCCUCGCCCAGUGGCUGAAGCGCUGUAUGCAUACACGCACCCACCAGCCUGUGCCUUAGAGGCCCAUUAGACCUGCCCAAAGGACAGGAGCUGCCCUGGACAGAAGGGGAGGCCCCCUUCCCUCACUUGGCCCAGACCCCUACCUGGGGUCCCCCUGAGCCUCUGAAAAGGACUUGAGACCACCUCAUACAAUCCUCAUGGGCCCAACCCUGAUCCCAAACCCCCUUGCCUCCCACUGCAAGCAGUCAUCUUCCCAAGGCAGGAGGGGAGGGUCUUAAGGACAUGCCUGGAGUUUGUCCAUCCGCUCUCACACCUUUCCAGCAGGUCAGUGUGAGGGGCCUCUAUCCUCUGUCCUUCAUUAAAACCUUGUCUGUUUCCUUUCUGCACAUUCUGAGCAUUUGCCAGGUGCAGGAGGCAGCUGUGUUGCCUCUUCAGAACCAAGUCUCUGGGGCUAGGGAGAUGGCCUGACUCACUUCGUGUCCAGAAACGCAUGGGGUUGUGAAGCUCCCCGGUCCUGAGGCCUGCAUGCUGGCUGGCACCUCGUCAGGGGAGCCCUCUUGGGUAGUGCAAGACGCCUGCCAGCCCAGGGUCAGGUAGGUCCUGCAGGUACCAUGACUCUGCAUUUCCAGGGGCGUGCCAGCCACUCAAGCUGUGGUUAUGAGCAUGGGUUGGAUGAGGUCUUUAAGGGCACCACUGGGAGGUUAGGGUUGGGGGCUUAUUUUCCAGACUCUUCUGUCCAGUUUUAACAAAUGGAGCCUCAUUUCCCUAAAGCAGAGAUUAUACCCUGACCAAGCCCAGAGACCUGUUUUAUUUGGGCCACCCAGUGUGUUAUUGGGUGCCACCCUCAAAACUGGGAAGUUUCAAAAUUCUGAUUUGAAAAUUCAAAAAAUCUGAUUUGACAGUGCCUGGUCCAUCCCUGAGUUGCAGCAAUUCCAAGAGCUGGUAGUGCAGCCAGUGCUGAGCCAGGCAGAGGCCCUGUUGCUCUUCAGCUCAUCCCAUCUCAUCAGAUCAGUUUCCUGGCUGUGAUAAACUAAGUGCCCUUGAGGGUGUUAGCAGGUUGGGGUUUCUCCCAUGAACCCCCUGGUGUCCAUGGGGCACCCCCCAGGUAGACCUGAAGCUCAGUUACACAAGGGAGACCGGGGGCUCCCUGUCUGCACUUCUGGUGAAGUGUCCCAGACUUGCCCACAGGUGUGGCCCUGGCCAAGCACCUGGGAGUAGCUGGGCUUCAUCUCAGAGUAGUCAGCCAGCCUAACAACCCAAGCUCUCGCUGCAGUACACCCCCAAUAUCCCUACUCCGUGCCU
This is a messenger RNA of Manis javanica (Malayan pangolin), 4219 nucleotides long. It is a transcript of the gene CTNS, whose product is annotated as cystinosin, lysosomal cystine transporter. Gene Ontology annotation, cellular component: lysosomal membrane. The record is from RefSeq and is a predicted model, not a curated record. NCBI's taxonomy places the organism in Eukaryota, Metazoa, Chordata, Mammalia, Pholidota, Manidae. Gene Ontology annotation, biological process: L-cystine transport. Gene Ontology annotation, molecular function: L-cystine transmembrane transporter activity.